AUGUCUUCGGCGAGUAAAUUUCAAGACAGACGGGAGGCCGAUGAGGAAAUGGCAAAGUUGCUGUACGACAGGCAAGCACCCGGCAUUGUGCUUGUUGAGGGUCGCUAUCACACAGGACGAGGCGGCGCCGCCAACAAAUAUGCCAACACCGAGCCGGAAGAUCAAGAAGCACGAUUGAAUAACGAGAAUAUGCGGCGCCAGAGUCUCGCCAGCAUGAGUCACCGGAGACAGAGUCUGGCAAGUCUCAUCCCGUCAAGCGGAGAGAACAGUCGCAGGGCCAGUCUUGCUUCAAUGAGGGAUUAUCUCAUGGCGAGGAGGACGAGUAAGGCCUGA
Messenger RNA from Cladophialophora bantiana CBS 173.52, 333 nucleotides. RefSeq lists its product as uncharacterized. NCBI's taxonomy places the organism in Eukaryota, Fungi, Ascomycota, Eurotiomycetes, Chaetothyriales, Herpotrichiellaceae. Bases 1 to 333 code for a protein of 110 amino acids. The record is from RefSeq and is a predicted model, not a curated record. The transcript has 2 exons.